Molecule: messenger RNA, 1398 nt
Organism: Adineta steineri
Lineage: Eukaryota; Metazoa; Rotifera; Eurotatoria; Adinetida; Adinetidae
Source: the annotation of a GenBank genome assembly
AUGGAUAAUCCUCCACCUCCUGAUCGUCAAAUAAAUUCAAUUCCAUAUCCUCGAACAAGUUUAUUAACUGAAGAGAGAUUAUUUGAUCCAUCAACUGGUUUACCAUCUAUUAGCCGUUUAACAAAACAUUUACAAGAUGAAGGUCGUCUUGAUGAAAGAUGUGCUUUACGUCUUGUUGAACUUGCUCGAAAUAUCUUCGAACGUGAACCAAAUAUAUUAGUUGUUCAACGACCAGUAACUAUUGUUGCUGAUAUACAUGGACAAUUUUAUGAUCUAUUAACAAUAUUAGCAGCUGGUGGUGAUCCAGCUAAAACUCGUUAUUUAUUCUUAGGUGAUUAUGUUGAUCGAGGUCAAUUUGAAUGUGAAUGUAUAUUUUUAUUAUUUGCACUCAAAAUUAAAUAUCCCAAUAAUAUUAAUUUACUUCGUGGAAAUCAUGAAACUCGUCAAAUGACAAAAGCAUUUCAAUUUAAAUUAGAAUGUGAAAAGAAAUAUUGUUCAAAAGCAUUGUACAAUGCUUGUAUGAAUGCUUUCGAUGCAUUACCUAUAUGUGCUCAUGUUGAUUCACGUUUUCUCUGUAUGCAUGCCGGUAUAUCACCUGAUAUUCAAACAUUAGAAGACAUUGCAAAUCUUGAUCGUUUUAAAGAAACGCCUCAUUCAGGUCCAUUAUGUGAUUUACUUUGGUCUGAUCCAAGUGAAGAUUUUGAUACAGUUAGUGAUGCACAACCAAAUUUUAAAGCAAAUAAUGUUCGUGGUUGUUCCUAUUUUUUUUCAUAUUAUGCAUGUCGAGAUUUUCUUUUACGAAAUAAUCUCUUAUCAAUAAUACGCGGACAUGAAGUCCAAAAAGAUGGUGUACGAUGGUUUCGAAAAUCAUCUCGUACAAAUUUUCCUGUUGUUAUUUCACUUUUUUCAGCACCGAAUUACUGUGAUACAUAUAAUAAUGUUGCGGCUAUACUUAAAAUUAGUCCAGAUCAAAAAUUAUCUGUUAUACAUAUUCAACCACAUGGGCAUCCAUUCGUUUUACCAAAUUAUGAAAAUGGAUUUCAAUUGGGUGAACGAUGUAUUGUUUAUUUUGCUACACAACUUCUUCUUUCGUUUCUUAAUAUGUAUUCACCUGACGAAUUAGCUGCAGAUGAUGGUCGUAUGGACAAAACUGGUAUGGAAUUAUUAAAGAAAAAGAAAUUAAUUGAAUCAAUGGAGCAUGCAUAUAAGGAAGUGAAAAAAACAAAUAAUAUUGCACUUAAUUUACGUGGUCUUACACCAUCUUAUAAAGCUUAUAAAGAAUUAUUAGCUCGACCAGAUGUCAAGGCAUUAGUUCAUGAAGCUGAAAAAGGACGAAUUAAAGAUUAUGAUCAAGCUUUACAAUUAGAUCAAAUAUUUGAACGACGACCAUCAACUUAA